Molecule: messenger RNA, 2607 nt
Organism: Fusarium proliferatum ET1
Lineage: Eukaryota; Fungi; Ascomycota; Sordariomycetes; Hypocreales; Nectriaceae
Exons: 5
Coding region: 1-2607 (868 amino acids)
Biological process (GO): glucan catabolic process
Molecular function (GO): beta-glucosidase activity
Source: RefSeq, a predicted model, not a curated record
AUGACCCUUGUAAAAUCCCAACCUCCCCUUAAUAACGGGCAUGUCAAAAAUGAGGCUAAAGCUUGGGCGCAAAACAAGCUUUCGCAGAUGACUCUUGAAGAAAAAGUCCUUUUGCUCACGGGCGAGGACUUGUGGAGGACCAACGCAGUUCCUCGGCUUGGUGUUUCCAGAAUCAAGACCUCGGAUGGACCUGUAGGUGUCCGUGGGGGCAUUUUCACAGACGGAGUCAGCGCUGCUUCAGCACCUACUGGGGUUUCCCUAGCAGCGACUUGGGAUUUAUCUGUCAUUAGAGAUGUUUGCAGCGUUUUGAUCCACGAGGCCAAGAGCAAGGAAGUCGAUGUUCUGCUCGGACCAACGGUUUGCAUUCCCAGAACACCACUCGGCGGCCGCAACUUCGAAGCCUACAGCGAAGAUCCCUACCUGACCGGUAAAAUCGCCGGUGAGUUCAUUAAUCGUCUCCAAGAUGCCGGCAUUGGCGCUUGUAUCAAACAUCUUGCUGCGAAUGAUCAAGAAACGCGACGCUUCUUUAUCGAUGAGAAGAUUCCGGACCGAGCUCUGCGAGAAAUCGCCCUACAGCCGUUUCAGAUCGCCAUUCGUGAUAGUAAUCCUUGGACGGUUAUGACGGCUUACAACAAAAUCAACGGGACAUUCUGCUCCGCUCAUGAAUUCCUGAUUCAGGAUGUUCUUCGUAAGGAAUGGGGAUGGGAUGGUCUUGUGAUGAGUGACUGGUUUGGCACGAAUAGUGUUGUUCCAUCUGUGAGGGCAGGGCUUGAUCUUGAGAUGCCGGGCCCUGUGCGGCGCAGAGGCAAACAUCUUAUCGAUGCGUACCAGAAAGGCCUGGUUGAUCUAUCCUUCAUCGAUGCCUCGGCUUCGAGAGUGCUCGAGCUUGUACAUAAAAUUGGAAAGAGCAACAUUCCUGAUUGGAAGGAAGGCAACGAAAAGGCAGAUGAUCUUCCUGAACACCGGGCGAUUUUUCGUCGAGCUGGCGCCGAAGGUAUUGUUCUGCUCAAGAACUCAGCCAAACUUCUUCCUCUGUCUAGUUUGGGCGGAAGAAGAAUCGCUAUCCUUGGCCCCAAUGCUCUUCGGUCCGUAGCUACAGGUGGAGGUAGCUCCAACCUUGCGCCUCACUAUCGCACAACGCCGUACGAAUCGAUCAAAUCCGAAAUAGCCGCCAAGUUUCCUACAGCCAAAGUUCAAACCCAUGCAGGUAUCCUCACUCAUCGAUACAUCCCGCUUGUCGAUCCAGCUGUCAUGACAAACCCAGAGACUAGAAAGCCUGGCUUUCAACUAUCCCUGUUUCGAAACAUGAACCACAGUGGUCAACCUUUCAUGAUUGAGCAUAGACCUAGCUCCAACUUGGUCUGCUACGAUGGACUGCCUCCAGAGUUGACGACUGGCGAAAGAUACUCAUACAGGGGACGGACUAUCCUCAAACCAAAGACUACUGGUCUCCAUGAGUUCUCACUUUCUUCAUGUGGUCCAGGAAGGCUCAUGCUUGAUGGACAAGUCAUCAUCAAUAUCGAACGACAUUGGUGGUCUCCCAAGUCUUCUCUGUUCAUGAGUUACGGUUCGCCCGAGGAGAGAGUCAAAAUAUACAUGGAAGCUGGUCGAGAGUAUGAACUACUUCUUGAGUCCAUAAGUCGAGAGCCUAAGCCAUACGACCUUGAUUACAUGGCGGAGCUUGAACGCGAGGAAGUCCAAGAUGGUGGCCGUAUUGGCUUCAUGGAGAACCCCGGCGAUCUAGACAAGUUCUUCCAGGACGGUGUUGAUAUGGCUCGGGAUAGCGACAUUGCUAUUGUCGUGGUGGGUAAAGAUCAUGAGUGGGAGACAGAGACCAGCGACAUGGUUUCAAUGGACUUGCCCGGGCGAUCAAACGAGUUCAUCAGCUCUGUAGCUUCAGUGAACCCCAACACCAUCGUGGUCAACCAGACGGGCAGCCCUAUCACCAUGCCCUGGAAAGAUGAGGUCUCUGCCAUCGUCCAGGCCUGGUAUCAAGGACAGGAGCAGGGAAACUGUCUCGCAGACGUGCUUUUGGGUACAGUGAACCCCAGUGGAAAGCUACCCAUUACCUUUCCCAAGCGCAUCGAAGAUACUCCACCUUACGAUAAUUAUCCUGGUGAGAAUGAUGUGGUUUAUUACGGGGAGGGCAUCUACGCAGGCUAUCGCUUCUACGAUCAUCGCAAGAUCGAACCUCUUUUCCCCUUUGGUGCCGGGUUGUCGUACACCACGUUUGAGUACGGUAACAUGCGUAUCAGCAGCCCUGAGUAUCAUGAAGAAGUGGGUAUCGAAGUUGAAGUGGAUGUCACCAACACGGGAUCGCGGGAUGGAAAGGAGAUCGUCCAGUUCUAUGUUGGGCAAAAUAACCCGAGGCUCCAUCGACCAGUGAGGGAGCUGAAGGGCUGGGACAAAGUCUUUGUCCGUGUCGGUCAGACUGUCACUGCGCGUAUGAAGAUUGACAAGGUCAGUCUGUCAUACUGGGAUGAUAGCGUCAAUAAGUGGGUGGUGGACAAAGAUUCCGAGUAUCGCGUGACAGCGGCCAAGGACUCGAGGGACGAGGGGUUGACAGUUUACUUUCGGUCGCCGAAGGAGCAUCAGUGGAUCAAUUAG